CGAGACACGAGUUGUCCGGAAGAUUAGAACGGAAUUGUGCAGAAUAGAACUGUUGUUUUGUGUUUUUUUGAGUUGUUUGGUUUUUUGGAGUGUUUGUGGGUGGAGAUGGAGUACAUAGUGGCCAAUGUUGAUCAUCUCAAGUUUGAUAUUGAGAUCGCCCUGGAUGAGCAGUAUGGAGCCCUUCCGCUGCCGUUCACCGGCAUGGACAAAUCCACUGCCGCUGUCUGUCAAUUUUACCCCCGUGGAGCCUGCAACAAGGGUGGGUCGUGCCCAUUCAGACAUGUCAGAGGGGACAGAACUAUCGUCUGCAAGCACUGGCUUCGAGGACUUUGCAAAAAGGGAGAUCAGUGCGAAUUUCUCCAUGAAUAUGACAUGACGAAAAUGCCAGAGUGCUACUUCUACUCCAGGUUUAACGCCUGCCACAACAAGGAGUGCCCAUUUUUGCACAUAGACCCCGAGACUAAAGUCCGAGACUGUCCCUGGUAUGAUAGAGGCUUCUGCAGGCACGGUCCACUCUGUCGUCACAGACACGUCAGACGAGUCCUCUGUAUGGCCUAUCUAGCUGGAUUUUGUCCUGAUGGCUCCAGUUGCAAAUUCAUGCACCCAAGAUUCGAGCUGCCAGCAGUUCAAGAUAUGCAGCCGAAAGAGGGUAAAAAAGUGAUGAUAACGUGUCACUUUUGCGGCGAAGGUGGCCACAAAGCGAUUUACUGCAACAAAAUGCCAGCUGAGGUGCGUGAGGCACAAGUGAGACAGGAGCUGGAAGGUGGUGGACCCCAUCAACACAACUACCACAUGAGCAUGCACAAUGGUCCACCCCCUCGAGGGCCCCAGAAGCCCCUGGAGGAGGUGACGUGUUACAAAUGUGGGACGAAGGGACAUUACGCUAACAAAUGCCCAAAAGGACACUUGGCAUUCCUCAGUCAUGCUGGCAGUGGUGCCACUGGGGGCAAUCCGAACCCUGGGUACAGGAGGUGAAGUGAUUGGGUGUGAAUAGUCAUGACGAGUUGCAUCCAAGACUCUUGUGUUCUGGAAAAAAUUGGAGACUUCCGGUAUUUCUUUGAGAUGGAGCAGAAGGAUUUUUUUGGAUGUCUUUUGGAGUUUGAAGGCGAUGGAAAGAGUUUUUUUUAAAGGGAAAAUAAAUACUUGAAAUUCAGAGACCUUUUCAUUGAGGGUGAAAUAAUAACCCUGAGGACCAUUUGACCCUCAAUUGAAGAUGAAAUAAAAAUUCAGGGAAAUUUUUUUAAAUUUCAGUUGAGGGUCAAAUGGUUUUGAUGGUCAAACGAUUCCAAAGACCAUUUGAUAAUCAAAUGGAUCAAAGGAUUGCAAAAGCCAUUUUACCCUCAAAUGGGUCAAACUACGUCAAAUUACAUUUGACCCUCAAAUGGGUCAAAUUCCAAAGACAAUUUGAUAAUUAAAUGGGUCAAAGGAUUGCAAAAGCCAUUUAAUACUCCAAUGGGUCAAACUAUUUCAAAUUCCUUUGGACCCUCAAAUGGGUCAAAGGAUUGCAAAAGCAAUUUGAUACUCCAAUGGGUCAGACUAUUUCAAAUUCCAUUUGACCCUCAAAUGGGUCAAACUAUGUCAGAUUCUAUUUGACCUUUAAAUGGGUCAAACGAUUGCAAAGACCAUUUGACCUUCAAAUGGGUUAAACGAUUCCAAAAACAAUUUGAUAAUCAAAUGGGUCCAAGGACUGCAAAAGCAAUUUGACACACCAAUGGGUCAAACUAUUUCAAAUUCCAUUUGACCCUCAAAUGGGUCAAAGGAUUACAGAAGCAAUUUGACACUCCAAUGGGUCAGACUAUUUCAAAUUCCAUUUGACCCUCAAAUGGGUCAAACUAUGUCAGAUUGUAUUUGACCUUUAAAUGGGUCAAACGAUUGCAAAGACCAUUUGACCUUCAAAUGGGUUAAACGAUUCCAAAAACAAUUUGAUAAUCAAAUGGGUCCAAGGACUGCAAAAGCAAUUUGACACACCAAUGGGUCAAACUAUUUCAAAUUCCAUUUGACCCUCAAAUGGGUCAAAGGAUUGCAGAAGCAAUUUGACACUCCAAUGGGUCAGGCUAUUUCAAAUUCCAUUUGACCCUCGAAUGGGUCAAACUAUUUCAGAUUCCAUUUGACCCUUAAAUCAGACUAUUCAAAGACCAUUUGACCUUCAAAUGGGUCAAACUAUUGCAGACCAUUUGCCCUUCAAAUGGGUCAAAAGAUUCCAAAGACCACUUGAUAAUCAAAUGGGUCAAAUGUUUGCAAAAGCUAUUUAACCCUCCAAUGGGUCAAACUAUUUCAAAAUCCACUUGACCCUCGAAUGGAUCCAACGAUUGCAAAGACCAUUUUACCUUCGAAUGGCUCAACUAAAAAACAAAAUAACAGAAAAAGUUUUCUGAAUAAUCAUUUCAUUUUUGGCUGAGGGUCAAAUCGUCUUGAGGGUCAACCGACCUUCAAGCCUAUUUGACCCUCAACCCUAAACGCCCUUUAAUGUUGUUUGACCCACGAAAACGUUUGACCUUCCAAAAAAUUAUCCGAAAAAUCAAUAUUUUUCCAAUUUUACGACUAAUUCCAGUUCGUAAAGUCUCAAUCUCUUUAUAAGACAAAAAAAUGAAAUAAAACAUAUUUUGCAAAAAAAAAAUUGACAAAGUUAUGAAAAACAGAUUUAUUCCAUGAAAGUUAAAAUCAAAUUUAUUCCAUACAUUGCAAUGAACAUAUUGCAUUAUUGCGAUUGAAUAACAAUUGAGUACUCGUGCAUGAAAACCAAUUGCAUCUUCACAUUACGUUUCAUUAUGCAUUAUUCUCUGGACAAAUUUCCGAACAAUUCAGUUCUGCAUUUCAAAUUGUCGAUUAAAGUAAUAGCACAUCAUUGUAAAUAUCUUCACAAAUCAUUCAACUAGAUACAGAAAAAUGAACUCAACUAUUUGUUCAAAUUCCUUAGUCCCUCUUUUCUAUUUAUGUUAAAUAAUAAUAAAAAAAAUCUCUGAAAUUGUUCGAUUUUCAUUUUCUCGAGCAGUCGUGGUGUGACUGACACUCAUUCCACUGAGUGUGAGAUCUCAUAAUGAUUUUUUUUAUUAAUGAUAAAGUCAUGAUUGAGUGAUAAAUGCGAAAAAUCUUGUAUUUUUCUUAA
This is a messenger RNA of Diachasma alloeum, 3106 nucleotides long. It is a transcript of the gene Clp, whose product is annotated as cleavage and polyadenylation specificity factor subunit 4. NCBI's taxonomy places the organism in Eukaryota, Metazoa, Arthropoda, Insecta, Hymenoptera, Braconidae. The coding region runs from base 106 to 975 and encodes 289 amino acids. Gene Ontology annotation, molecular function: zinc ion binding; RNA binding. The transcript has 4 exons. The record is from RefSeq and is a predicted model, not a curated record.